Messenger RNA from Vitis vinifera (wine grape), 3768 nucleotides. RefSeq names its product chloride channel ClC1. Gene Ontology annotation, molecular function: voltage-gated chloride channel activity. Bases 1656 to 3599 code for a protein of 647 amino acids. The record is from RefSeq and is a predicted model, not a curated record. Gene Ontology annotation, cellular component: intracellular membrane-bounded organelle; plant-type vacuole membrane. Gene Ontology annotation, biological process: chloride transport; transmembrane transport. The transcript has 7 exons. NCBI's taxonomy places the organism in Eukaryota, Viridiplantae, Streptophyta, Magnoliopsida, Vitales, Vitaceae.
GGUUGAGUUUGUUUUGUUUUGUUUUUUGUUUUUUGUUUUUUUGUUUUUGUUUUUUCUUCGGGAUUGGUUUCUGUUUGAUUCCCGGGAGAAUGGAGGGAAUGACGGAAAAGGGAAGAAUUUUCGUUUUUAGAGUGUUGUGAAGACGGUGAGUUGGGUCCCUGGAAAAUGGAGAAAAAAUGAGAAGGAGAAGAGAGUUUUUGUUUUUGAAGUGUUGUGUUUCUGUGAAAGCUAAAAGAGGAUGAGUUGAGAUGUUGCUAGUUUGUGGAAAUGAUUCUACAGUACUCUGGUUGGGUCCCGAGAAAAUGGAUGAAACCGGAAAGGAUGAUUGUGGGAGAGAAGAGAAUUUUAGGUUUUAGUAUAAGGUGGUUUCAUUUUGUUGGGAACCGAAUAGGGGACUGUUAUUGUUUUUAACUAUGCUCUGUUUGGUUGCCAAGAAAUUGGAAGAAGGUAAAAGUGCAAAAGAAAUCGUUUUUCUAAAUACUCUAUUGUCAAUGGAUCCACAAGGAAAACUUCAUUUUUCUCGGGACCAGACGAGGAAUUGUUUAUGUUCUGUAAUGAUUCUGCGCUGCACUCCUCCCUGACUUCUUCUUCUUCUUUCUUUUUUUAUUCUUUGGUUUUACACUCUGCUGGGUUCCCGAUGAAAUGGAGGAAUUGUGGAAAAGAAGAUAAAUUUUUGUUUUAGGAUAAGUUGGGCUCGUUCUGUGGUUGCCGAGAAAACGAAGGAAAGGGUUUUCUUUUUGUUUUUGAGAUGUUCUUGUUUUUGAAAAAAAUUGGAAAAUGAUGAUGCGAGCUCCUUUUUUGGGGAGCUGAACGGGGGAUUGUUGUUAGUUUGUGAAAAUGGUCAAUCGUACUCUGUUUGGUUUGUGGGAAGAUGGAGGAAAGCGAAAGUGGACAAGGAAAGUUUUCACAGAAAAGGCAAAACUUUAUUUUCAUGGGGACCCAACAGGGCAUUGUUUUUAUUCUGCACCACACUACAAUCUAAUUUUGUUUUCUUUUGGCCUUCCACUCUGCUUGGUUCCUGAGAAAAUGGAUGAGGACAGAAAGGAAAAUGGGGGGAUAGACUAGAAUUUCGGUUUUUAAGAUGUCCUUUUCUAAUAAAGGACAGACAAACGGACAAAUUGACCUCAAUUUAUUUGGUGUCAGACAGGGGAUUCUUGUUACCUUUUACCCUCUGUUUGAUCACCAAGAAAAAUGGAGGAAUGGGAAAGUAAAGAGAAUAAAGGUUAUUUUUAGUCUUUCACCUUUCCCACAAAAGAGUAAAGAAAUGUUAGCAUUAUUUUUCUUGGGGACCAAAUGAUGUUCAGGGAGUGCCCUCUGCACCACACUCCAUUUUUUUUCCUAUACUCUCUGUUUGGUUUCUGAGAAAAUGGUGGAAAGGGAAAGCAAAAAAGGCUUUGGUUCAACAAAAUGAAGGAAGAAGAAGAACAAAGUCACCACUCAAUUUCUCAGAACCAAAUGGGAUACUAAGGAUUGUGGAAAAUGAACUUUUUAAGCAGGACUGGAGAUCUAGAAAAAGGGUUCAGAUAUUUCAAUAUAUUGUGCUCAAGUGGACGCUUGCCCUCCUUAUCGGGUUAGGUACUGGGCUGGUUGGCUUCUUCAACAACCUUGCAGUUGAAAAUAUAGCCGGUUUCAAACUUUUACUCGCUAGCAAUCUCAUGCUUAAGGACAAGUAUGGUCUGGCAUUUGUAACAUUUGCGGGUUGUAACAUGGUUUUGGCAAUUGCUGCGGCUGUCCUCUGUGCUUACAUUGCCCCUUCAGCUGCGGGCUCUGGCAUCCCUGAGGUGAAAGCAUAUCUCAAUGGCAUAGAUGCUCAUUCUAUAUUGGCUCCAAGUACCCUCUUUGUAAAGAUUUUUGGUUCCAUUCUUGGAGUGUCUGCUGGAUUUGUUGUGGGUAAGGAAGGGCCCAUGGUCCAUACUGGCGCUUGCAUAGCCUCUUUGCUUGGGCAGGGAGGAUCCCGCAAAUACCAUUUGACAUGGAAAUGGCUCAGAUACUUCAAAAAUGACAGGGAUCGUCGUGAUUUGAUUACCUGUGGUGCUGCAGCUGGUGUGGCUGCUGCUUUCCGUGCUCCAGUGGGUGGGGUCCUCUUUGCACUUGAAGAAGUAACUUCAUGGUGGAGAAGUGCUCUUCUCUGGAGAACCUUUUUUACAACAGCUGUAGUAGCAGUGGUGUUGAGAGCCCUCAUAGAAUUUUGUCGGAGUGGCAAGUGUGGGUUAUUUGGGCAAGGAGGUCUGAUCAUGUUUGAUGUCAAUUCGUCUCAAGCCACUUAUGAUACCCCUGAUUUACUGACAGUCAUAUUCCUUGGAAUUGUUGGUGGCAUUUUUGGAAGCCUCUACAAUUUUCUCGUGGAUAAGGUCCUUCGUACGUAUAGCAUCUUCAAUGAGCAAGGUCCUAAAUUUCGGGUCCUGCUUGUCAUUGUCAUCUCCCUCCUGACAUCUUGCUGCGCUUAUGGUAUUCCAUGGCUGGCACAGUGCAAGCCUUGUCCAAUUGAGCUGAAGAAUGAGUGCCCCACCGUAGGCCGCUCUGGAAACUACAAGAACUUCCAAUGUCAACCAGGCCAUUACAAUGACCUUGCCUCCCUCUUUCUCAACACCAAUGAUGAUGCCAUACGCAACCUAUUCAGCAAUGGCACCCAAAAUGAAUUCCAACUCUCCACCCUUGUCAUUUUCUUUGCUGCUGUAUACUGCCUUGGCAUUAUUACUUAUGGCAUUGCUGUUCCCUCGGGGCUAUUUAUCCCUGUCAUACUUGCUGGAGCCUCCUAUGGUCGCAUUGUUGGGACAGUUGCUGGCUCUCUGACUAGUCUUGAUGUGGGUCUCUUUUCACUCCUUGGAGCUGCCUCCUUCCUGGGUGGCACCAUGAGAAUGACAGUCUCCCUCUGUAUCAUUCUCCUGGAACUUACCAAUGAUCUGCUAAUGCUCCCAUUGAUGAUGCUGGUUCUCCUUAUUUCAAAAACGGUUGCAGAUUGUUUCAACAAGGGUGUCUAUGACCAAAUAGUGAGAAUGAAGGGGUUUCCUUAUAUGGAAGCCCAUGCAGAGCCAUACAUGAGGCACCUGGUCGCAAAGGAUGUUGUUUCUGGUCCAUUAAUCACCUUUUCGAGCAUUGAAAAGGUGGGAAAUAUACUACAUGCUUUGAAGACAACAGGCCAUCAUGGGUUCCCUGUCAUUGAUGAACCGCCUUUCACAGAUGCACCAGAGCUGUGUGGGCUUGUUUUGAAGUCUCAUUUGCUGGUUUUACUCAAAGGGAAGAAGUUUUCAAAGACGAGGAUGUUGGUCGGAUCAGAAAUCUUGAAAACAUUUGAGGCGAAUGAUUUUGCUAAGGCAGGAUCAGGCAAAGGAGUCAAACUGGAGGACCUGGACAUCACAGCCGAGGAGAUGGAGAUGUAUGUUGAUCUACAUCCUAUCACCAAUACAUCCCCAUACACAGUUGUGGAAACGAUGUCUCUAGCAAAAGCUGCUGUCCUCUUUCGGGAACUAGGCCUUCGACAUUUGUGUGUGGUGCCAAAGACUCAUGCUAGGCCGCCGAUUGUGGGAAUUUUGACAAGGCACGACUUCAUGCCGGGGCACAUACGAGGGCUCUACCCUCAUUUCAACUCUAGCAAGUAAAGGAAGUGGGUGGACUACAUGUUCGAUAACCUUCAUCUAUUGCAAGUAUAUGGUUUUGAAGGUAUUGUGUUUCUAAUAAGGAGACUUAUAUGCUUUUAAGGCCAUAAGGCCAUGUAAAGUAUAUAACUUAUCAAAAGGAAAUAAAAGGUUGACAUUAAUUUUAAUUAAA